UAAAUUAUUGUAUGUUUAUUACCAACAAAAAUAUCUAAUAUAGAACAUAAUUCAAUCAAACACUAAUGAAUAUCUUCAUCAAUCAUCAAUUGUCUCCAGACCAGUUAGUUUGUAAGGGUUUCCAGUAAGUCUCAGAUCCCUCUGGUAAAUGUGGCGGUCCCACCUGGAGUCAAGAGUGCGCCUGUAAUGCUUGCCUAAAACUAAAUUGUGAAUGUGAUAUAGACCCCAUCCUGGCAAACCUAAGGCUGCCGUGAUAAUGAAAGCGCUCGGCAGAAUUUCGUACCACAUUUUCACAAAUUAUCGGACUAAGCAAAGUAGCAACAAUUUCGUAAUUAGAAUGACAGUAAAUUGUGUGUUACCAGAUUCGGUACCAAAAUCGUCCAAUCUGAUAGCCGAGUGUGACCAAGGGAAAAGUGGAUCUAAUCGAACAGUUAUCGGGUCAUCAAAAAUGGCAGACGCACCGAUCGACUGUGAUUUCCCCGUUUGGGGAUUAAUGCCGAAAAAAGAAACGGGAGUUGUAUCAUUUAUCACCAAAAAUCCAAUUUAUGAUGGAAGAGAUACUGUUAUUGCUAUUUUUGAUUCGGGCGUCGAUCCAGCGGCUGCUGGACUCACGGUAACUAGUACGGGUGAAACGAAGGUUAUUGAGAGGUAUGACUGUAGUGGCUGCGGCGAUGUGGACACCAGUACUGUCAUUAAAAAAGUCACCGAUGGGUGCAUUACCGGUCUCACGGGCCGCAAACUAAAGAUCCCAGAAACAUGGAAGAAUCCAUCAGGAUCAUGGAGAGUGGGUAUUCUGCACCCAUUCAGUAUAUACCCUACAAAGUUGAAGGAGCGUGUGCAAGAGCAUCGCAAGGAACAUAGCUGGGACAUUGGCUACAAGCCAGCUUUUGCUGAAGCUAAUAAAAAUUUGCAAGAUUUUGAAAAUGAUGUUGUGUCUAAAAAUCCAAUAUUAAGUCCAGAAGAUAAAAUUCAGAAGGAGGAAUUGGAAGCUAGGGUGGAGGUGUUGCAAAAUGCAGAGAAGAAGUACAAUGAUGUCGGCCCUACCUAUGACUGUGUACUGUUCCACGAUGGAAAUGUUUGGAGAGCGUGCAUCGAUACUUCAGAAUGCGGCGACCUGGCCUCGGGUCCCUUCCUGGGCGAGUACAGCGUUACCCAUGAACACACGCAUCUUACACCAUUUGACGAGAUGACUAUCAGUAUCAAUGUCCAUGAUGAGGGACAGACACUUGAGGUUGUUGGCAUGUGCUCUACCCACGGCACACACGUAGCCGCGAUUGCAUCAGGCUACUUCCCCGAUGAGCCCGAGCGUAAUGGCGUGGCUCCUGGUGCUAAGAUUGUCUCCCUCACCAUCGGAGACAGUCGACUGGGCUCCAUGGAAACUGGCACGGCACUCGUGCGGGCUUGUAUCAAGGUUAUGGAGCUGUCCAAGAAGAUGAAGAUAGAUGUCAUUAAUAUGAGCUACGGAGAACAUGCUCAUUGGUCUAAUUCUGGUCGUGUCGGCGACAUAAUUUGUGAGGUGGUGAACCGGUACAAUGUGUCGUGGGUAGUGUCGGCUGGGAACCACGGUCCCGCACUCUGCACCGUCGGGGCCCCGCCAGAUAUUGCCCAGCCCAUACUCAUUGGAGUGGGCGCGUACGUGUCCCCGGAGAUGAUGUCGGCGGCGUACUCGAUGCGGGCGCGGCUGCCGGGCGGCGCCUUCAGCUGGUCGUCCCGCGGGCCCACCGCCGACGGCGCCGCCGGCGUCAGCGUCUGCGCGCCCGGCGGGGCCGUCGCUGCAGUCGCCAGGUUUACUCUAAGGAAUUCUCAGUUAAUGAAUGGAACAUCGAUGGCAGCACCUCAUGUUGCGGGUGCAGUGGCUAUGCUGGUAUCUGGACUGAAGGCAAAGAAUCUCGCAUACUCGCCGUACUCCAUCAAACGUUCGUUGGAGAACUCUGCCAAUUAUUUGUCACAUGUGGAGCCUUGGGCACAAGGCUGUGGGCUGCUCAAUGUUGAGAAGGCUUUCGACCUGUUGAGCGAAUAUUCGUCUGCACCGGAGCGGGACGUGACAUUCAGCAUACAAUGCGGGCCCAGUAACGCGAAGGGAAUACUGCUGAGGCCACGUAUCGACGACGUACCCAAAGACAUAGGCAUUACUGUCGAACCACAGUUCCUACAAGACCAUAACGACAUGGAGAACAUAUCAGUAAUUCCGAAGCAGAUCGCGUUCGGUAUGCGCCUGGCCCUGACCUGCGACGCGGCUUGGGUCUCCUGUCCGCAGUACCUCGACAUGAUGAACGCGGCCCGGCCCUGGACUGUGCGCGUCGAUACCACGGGCCUUAAACCUGGACCACACUUUACUAGUAUCCUGGCGUACGACGUGAGCGCGGUGUCGAAGGGCCCGGUGUUCCGCGUGCCCGUCACCGUACUGCAGCCCGAGCCCAUCCAGCUGGGCGGCGCCGCGCCCGCCUCGCUUGUAGCGCAGGACGUACUGUUCCAGCCCGCCACCAUCGUGCGACACUUCCUUAUUGUCCCGCCUGAAGCAACGUGGGGCGUCCUAAAGAUCUCAACAGAAGAUAAAGAAAAGACUGGUAGAUUCUUAAUCCACACUAUGCAGUUAUUGCCGAAGAGAAGUUGCAGAUGUCAUGAAACACAGAAAAUGGUCAACGUUACCUCAGAAGCGCCCGCUUCGUUACACUUCCAAGUUGUUGGGGGCGUGACGCUGGAGGUGGUGAUAGCGAAGUACUGGGCCAACCUGGGCGAGGUGUCGGCGUCGUACAGCGUGGAGCUGCACGGGCUGGCGGCCGACUUCGGGCAGCGCCUCGUGCUGGGCGCCGCCGACGGGCUGCGCGCCGUCACGCUGCGCGCGCUGCGCCACCAGGACCUGCAGCCCGCCGCCCAGCUCAAGUACUCCGAGCCCGCCGUCAGACCAUCAGAAUCGAAAAUCGUCCCGUUAACAGCUCGUGAUGUAAUACCGCCCAGCCGACAGAUAUAUCAACUAGUCAAUACUUAUAAUUUCCAUAUCGCCAAGGCCACAGAGGUAUCACCAAUAAUAUCGUUAUUGUGUGACAUGUUAUAUGAGUCGGAGUUCGAGUCACAAAUGUGGAUGUUGUACAAUAGUUGUAAACAGCUUAUGGCCACCGGCGAUGCUUAUCCUUCUAAGUACUCGGUGAAGCUGGAGAAGGGCGAGUACACGCUGCGACUGAACGUCCGUCACGAGAACCGAGCCCUGCUGGACAAGCUGGCCGACCUGCCGGCCGUCAUCCAGCAGCGCCUGCCCGCGCCCAUCGCGCUCGACGUCUACUGCUCGCAAGCGCAGGCGUUGACAGGCGGUAAAAAAUACAGUUCAGGAUCAUUAGCGAAUGGGAACCUGCUACCUCUUUAUUUCACAACAAUACCUGCUGACAAACUGAGCAGGUCGAGCCUGUCGGUGGGUCUGGUGCUGUCGGGCAGCGUGUGGUUCCCCCGCGAGGAGGCGGCGCGGCGCGCGGCCAGCCGCCCGCUGCUGCUGCUGCCGCUGGACGCGCCGCGCCGCGCCGCACCCGCCAAGGACAAGGACAAGCCCAAGCACGACGACUACAUGGACGCUUACAAGGACUUCACCACCGGCUGGCUCGCUAAACUAGAGGGCGACAAGUUAGAUCAAGUUUAUGAAGAAUUAGUAGAAAAGUUCCCAGGUUACUUGGGGGCGCAUAUCGCAUAUCUUAACGCUCUUGACUCCCCAACUGAUCCCAAAAAACUACCUCAUGCGAAUGAAGAACCCGAUGUUACGACAGCGUGGUGUGAACAGCUUAUUUCUAUUUCUGACAAGGUGAUAAAGGCUAUCGACCAGGACAAGUUGUUAGCUUACCUCGGCAUGAAGAAUGAUACCAGAAGUGAUGCCCAUAAGAUUAAGCAGGAGCAGGAGAAGCAGCGCGGCUGGGUGGUGGAGGCGCUGUCGCGGCGCGGCACGGCGCUGUGUCGCCUGCGCGCGCUGGCCCGCGCCGCGCCCGAACCCGCGCUCAACAACAUGCACGACCUGCUCAAGUUCACAGACCUCGCCGACACCAAGGUCGCCAAACGAGCCGACUGGUUACCUAAUGGUUACCGCGUGCACCUCAAAGAGUCAUUAGACCACCACAGACGGGGCCCUACAGGGCUGAUGUUCAGCCGGGGUUGCGGGUUAAACGCAAUGAGUCACCACAGCCUCGGCCCAGAGCAGGAGAAGGCGAUUCACUACGGCGUAUGGCACUGCUUCACAUUCAAGCAGUGGGGCCGCGCCAUUAAGCUGCUCAUGAAGAUACAAGAGGAACGUCCCUCCAAGGAGGUGGAGGAGAGACUUAUAGAAGCAUACCAGCAACUAGGCUGGGAUUUCUAUGCCAAGGCGGCGCAAUCCGCCUUGCCCAUCAAGUACCCAGCCAACUAUAGACCAUUUUAAGCAUAGGAUAGUCUGACCAUUGACAGAGCAGUUUCAAUCUGUACUGAGAGAUUAUUAUUGUUAGAAAUACGGGUAAAGCAUUGAAAUCGAGGUUGCUUAACUUCCAUUUUACAGAAAUAUUUAUCCAAUGUCUUCACCAAACCUCAACCGAACGCUGGCGUUCGCGCACUCUUGUUCUUUUUUUGUUUUUCGAAUAACCACGAUUGAAAGGUUAAUGUACUCGUCACAAUUUAGUGUAUAACAGUUUUAGUAGUAAAUUCACUCUGAUGUUUUAGUGACUACAAUUAACAUUUUCAUAUUAUUUGCCUCUUGAUCUCACCAAUAAGUCGCAAUCCCUGUUAAUAAUUUUCCUUUAUACAGAGGGAUAAUAUCUGUCAGUACACAUUGAAACUAACAGAUAGUAAUAAACAAACUAAUGCUUAAAGUUUAAAGCAAUUUGCUUCGUAAAGGUUUGUAUGUAACACGAUGCGGAUUUGGAACAUACUGUUGUUUUAUAUUGCAAAUGUAUUCAUAAGAAAUAAAGUAAAAGUAAUAACAGACUUUAAUUGGAAUACAGUUUUAUAUAAUGUUCUUAGAAAAUUUAUAAUGAGACGCGAAUAGUCAACGAGUGUCUUGUUCUGUUACAACAAUGCAGGUCCAAGAUAAAAUUCUAGACUGUUAAUUCUUCCUAGAAAAACUUUUAAUAUUGUUACCUCAAUUUGUUGUCUUCCCCUGUCUUUCCAAUAAUUCAAUGAAUUGAUUAGUUUUCAAAUGCUAUUGUAAAUCCUACAUAACUUAAAUCAAAUGUCUAUUAAUUGUUUGUCUGUUGGGAAAAUAUAUAAAUUGCAAUAGCAAGGUAGGUAUACAUAAACAAAUUUUCAUUAUGUAGUUGGCACUUGUUGGAUCAUAAUAUAAAUUAACAUAUGAUAAAUUAAAACAAGCUAAAUUAUGUUCUUUCAACGUUUUUAGAAUGAAUUGAAACGCGUACUGUCGGAGUGUUAAUAAAUGAAAUAAAUAUAUAAAUAAUAUUAGAUUAUUGUUUUAGUGACAUAAGCUUGGAUCGCUGGCACGGUGCCCGAAGCUGGGCAAGCUUGCAUGCUUGAAAGACCAAGGAGUUUUCUAUUGAUUGACUCGUUAAAUAAGUAUUAAUCUUAUAAUUUAAUUUUAUAUUAUAUGUAAGUUACAAGAAGAUAUCUCAGUAAUCUUAUGAGCCUCAUUUAAUUAUUGCAUUUAUAUGUAUGUGCAUUCAGUCCACUUUUGCAAAGCUUUUAUACAUUUUUAUAACAAGUUAAUGUUAUGUAGUUGAUAGAAGAUUCCUUAGUCAAAUUGUAUGUUAACAAUAGUCGGUCGUUUGUGUUAAAUAAGCCAUUUUAUAGUUUUAAUUUUAAAUACAAAUUGUAAUGACAGGGUGCUCUAUGUUGUGCUCAAAAUAGUUCAAUGUUUAAAUGGACACAUGAAUACAAUGUCUAAUAUAUUUAUAAUUUUAUACCCAGAAUGUUACGUGUAUUUAUUUAGUGUAGCUACACGAGUAUUUGGGACAUACAGUCUUAUUGAAAUAAAUAUUUAUUGAACAACGGCCGAGAGCAGUUUUAGUUCUCGACAACUGUUUUAUAGAACUGACGAGUUGUCGCCGCGUUUUGUAGUAUGACGAUAGUGUAGUAUUGGUUCUAGUAAUAUAAAUAGUACUUAUGUUGACAGCUUGCACGUUAUGUCUGUACAUAUUGUGCUGAAUUUUUAAACGCACUCGGGUACAAACUCCAAACACCAAUUUUUAGGCCAAUAGCCAAUAAGAUAGAUUAUAGCAGUAUGUUAUCUCAAGUACACACAGUUCUAAAUAACCAAAUAAAGAAAUAUUCUAGAUAUAAGUACCACUUUAUAACACGAAAAGGCUUAAGAUAAACAGUACACAAAGCUUUCAUAAUAAGUAUAUUUCUGGUUGAAUUUAAUGAUGUAUAAUGAAUUUUUACACGAUUUGUAUAUGAAUUUUUAUGUGGCAUAGUCUAAUAUUGAAAUUGUUGGUCGUGACACGAGUUUUGAAAUACGGUAGACAAGUUUGUAAGCUCAAUAAUUGGACCUAAAGUACUUCAAGCAUAUAUCAUUGUUCAUUGA
Messenger RNA from Spodoptera exigua (beet armyworm), 6481 nucleotides. The record is from the annotation of a GenBank genome assembly. NCBI's taxonomy places the organism in Eukaryota, Metazoa, Arthropoda, Insecta, Lepidoptera, Noctuidae.